This is a messenger RNA of Helianthus annuus (common sunflower), 1526 nucleotides long. Its product is annotated as tRNA-specific adenosine deaminase TAD2. NCBI's taxonomy places the organism in Eukaryota, Viridiplantae, Streptophyta, Magnoliopsida, Asterales, Asteraceae. Gene Ontology annotation, molecular function: zinc ion binding; tRNA-specific adenosine-34 deaminase activity. The transcript is spliced from 12 exons. The coding region runs from base 609 to 1160 and encodes 183 amino acids. The record is from RefSeq and is a predicted model, not a curated record. Gene Ontology annotation, biological process: tRNA wobble adenosine to inosine editing.
CUUCCCAAAGUCAGGAACCAUCUCCACCCAAAGUCAGCGACCAUCUCCACCCAAAGUCGCCCUCUCCGCCUCCAUCCGUGUCUCCGCCGCCCUCUCUUAUCAUCGGCUGCCACCACUCCACCACCAGUCCUCUCCACAGCGUAUUAUAUUUUCUUAUGUUCCUUGCUCCGACCCGACCCAAAUGACGACGACCCGAAAAUUCUGAACACCGAAAAAAGUGGACCCCAUUGGAAAAAUAUCCUGGGUCCGCCACUGGGUAUACCCAUCUAGCUCGGAAAAAAUACAUCAAAUUAUUCGAUUGCCCACUGCUUUUAUUCUUAUAUAAACAACUUCAUCCCUCCCGAUUCUUCAACACUUGAAACGACCCCAAUUUCUCAGUGACCGUCUUGUAUGAGACUACAGCUACAAGCCUCUGAACCUUGUGCACAACUCUGCUAGCCGACUACUGCUUACUGAAUUUGCAAUCUGGAGUCUGACCGAUCUAUGAGUUUUGCGGGGUUUUGACCCCAAUUCUAGACUUACAGCAAAUCUCGACGGCUCGACCUCAUCUUGUUCGUUUUCUAGGGUUUAUUUGUGCGAUUUGGUAGACGACACAAGUUUUUUCCUUAAUGGCUUCAUGUGGGGACAGAGAAUACUUAGACGUUGUUGCUUUUAUGAAGCUGGCAUUAGAACAGGCUAAAAUUGCAUUUGACAGCCUCGAAGUGCCUGUGGGAUGUGUCAUUGUCAUGGACGGGAAGGUAAUAUCGUGCGGAAGAAAUCGGACAAACGAAACAAGAAACGCUACAAGACACGCUGAAAUGGAAGCUAUCGAUGUUCUGCUCGAUCAGUGGAAAAAAUUAAAGCUUUCAAAGGCUGAAGUUAGCGAAAUGUUCUCAAAAUGCUAUCUUUACGUGACAUGUGAGCCAUGUAUAAUGUGCGCGGGUGCCUUGUCAUUUCUUGGCAUAAAAGAAGUAUACUAUGGUUGUGCUAAUGAUAAGUUUGGAGGUUGUGGAUCGAUAUUAUCUUUGCAUACAAUGAGUUGUGAAGAGGCUGGUGGGAAGAGUUACAAAUGCACUGGCGGGAUAAUGGCGGAAGAAGCAGUUUCUCUUUUUAGAAACUUCUACGAGCUUGGAAACCCUAAUGCUCCAAAACCUCACAGGCAGCCAGUCCAACAACCAUGAUGCAAACCAACAUUUGGGGACACAGUUAUGGUUGUGGGACUUCAAAAGGCAAGUGUGGUACCUGCAAGCGCCCGAGGUUAAUACGCCUCAACUUGUGGGUUUAAUACCAGGUUGGAUAUAUAAGUUAUGUGACUUUUUGAGUAACAAAAUCAUCCUCUUUUAUGUGUUUUGAAGUCAAAUUGGAUGUUCUAUUUUGCCCAUAGUUUCAUUUCUAAUUUGUACAAUAAGAUUCUUAUUUCUGUCAAAGUUAUUAAAAGAAUUAGGGGGGGCAUGAUCCUGAUCUUGAACCUGAAGGUGGUAUGGAUAUGACAAAGUUGGUGGUUGGUUAAACACUCCAGAUUUGACUAAUUGAUAAACUUUCUGAUA